AUGAUGCCUAUCAAUACCCCAAGCCUCUCUCCCAUCACUUCCCCAGCUAGCACACCAAAUAGCCCACCUUCUUCAUCCCAGGCAUGCUUCCCUGAUAGGCCAACAUUGGACACUGCAAUUAGUUCGGGACUGUACAGCCCGCACCCCACCUAUGGGGACAUUACAAGCUGGUGCUUUGCUCCAACGCUAACAGAUUUUUCAAGUCUUUUUAGUGCUGAAACAUUGACUCAUAACAUCAAUGGAUGGGAUGUAUCAAAUGUUGUUGACAUGUCAUACUUGUUUUCGGCUGCUACUUACUCUGGCUCGCUUGAAAGUUGGAAUGUUGCGAAAGUUACAACGAUGGAGGGGAUCUUUUAUAGCUUGUCUGGUUACAAUGAAGACCUCACCAGCUGGAAUACUGCUUCUGUUCGAAACAUGGAGCAGGCUUUUGCAUGGAACUAUGUGUUCAAUGGAAACCUGAACAACUGGAAUGUUGCGGCUGUGACCACAUUUCGUAACAUGUUUAAUGGCGCCACCGACUUUCAACAGGAUCUGAACAACUGGGAUGUGUCAUCUGCCCAAAACAUGGGUUAUAUGUUUGAUGGGACUGUCUACAACUUUGACCUAUCCAAUUGGAAUGUUGCCCGUGUCACUGAAAUGGACGGUAUGUUCCACCAGAAUACUCUACUCAACUCCAACUUUCAAAAUUGGGAUGUAUCCAAAGUGGCGAAUUUCGAUUUCAUGUUUGAUGGAUGCACACUAUUCACUGGAGACAUUAUUAGUGGAUGGGAUGUGUCUUCUGCCACAUCGAUGCAGUUGAUGUUCCGAGAGGCCUCCAGUUUUAACCAGGAUUUGUGUGCCUGGGGGACACAUUUGGGCAGCUCUGUGGAUGUUGGUGGUAUGUUCUUUGAUGCCACAUCAUGCCCUUCCCAAAGUGACCCAAAUCUUUCCGCAUCCCCCAAGGGCCCCUUGUGCUAUGUUUGUACCCCAUGA
This is a messenger RNA of Seminavis robusta, 972 nucleotides long. The record is from the annotation of a GenBank genome assembly. Lineage: Eukaryota; Bacillariophyta; Bacillariophyceae; Naviculales; Naviculaceae.